Amphibalanus amphitrite is the source of this 979-nucleotide messenger RNA. RefSeq names its product formin-like protein 18. NCBI's taxonomy places the organism in Eukaryota, Metazoa, Arthropoda, Thecostraca, Balanomorpha, Balanidae. Gene Ontology annotation, cellular component: mitochondrion. The transcript has 4 exons. Bases 307 to 915 code for a protein of 202 amino acids. The record is from RefSeq and is a predicted model, not a curated record. Gene Ontology annotation, biological process: mRNA processing.
UUGAUCGAUUUUAUUUAUGUGGUAGCCCCCAAGAUUCUUACAGAUAGCCCCAGAAGGGUAUACCUGGGUAUACCUUAUACCUUAUGCCUUGUACCUGCCUAUUGUGGUAUCCUCCCUAGUCCCCUCGGUAUUUAUAUACAUAAGGUCCGAUCGCCAAAGUGAUUAUAACAAACAUACCACACGAUGUAUUUUGGCCUCCUGAUUUCAUAUCUGAUAGUUAUUCAUGGCGCAACUAAGUUUUAAAGCACCUGUAAAAUAUUUACCGUCACCACCGGCCACUACCGCACUCCACGGGUUCCUGCAACAAUGUUGUCUGCACUUAACAGAGCUCUUACUCAAGUUUGGCUCAGAACUCCCACCUCUCAAAAUGGCGCGGUCCGCAGUCUGGCUACGGUCGGCGCUACCCAGCGGCUCCCGCCGCCGCCGCCGCCCGCGGUGAGCGCGCUCUGCCGGCUGCUGCCGCUGCGCGCGCCGCUGACCCCGCCUGUGGCGCCGCUGGCGCUCCGUCUGCCGCCGCUGGCGCCCUCCGUGCGGCCGCUGCCGCCGCCGCCCCUGCCCGAGCCCGUGCAGCCGCCGGCGCCCAGCGGCGACCGCGGCCGCAGGCAGGCGGCACGACUCGUGGUCAUCCGCAGGCGCAAGAUGCGGAAACACAAGCUGAAGAAGCUGAGGAAAAGGAUGCGCUACGUCUGGGCCAAAGUGAAACUGCGAAGGUCCAUCCGACGCGAGAAGGCGUUCCAAGCCGAGCAGAUGGCCAUGAUCGCGGACGCACGGCGCUUCGAUCCCCGCCAGUACAUGGACGAAAUCAUAGAGAAGAGCUCCACACUGCCGAUGGCCACGAAGCGGCACGGCAAGCGGCUACCCUAUUUCAUCCGGCUGGAGAUGGAGAAGGAUAACCUGAUCAAACCGCCCAAGUAGCGGUUCGGGCGGGGUAGUGGGGCGGGUCGUGUGAAUUGUGAAAUAUGAACUGUAUUUGCUUGUU